This is a messenger RNA of Stegodyphus dumicola, 2955 nucleotides long. Its product is annotated as mannan-binding lectin serine protease 2-like. Lineage: Eukaryota; Metazoa; Arthropoda; Arachnida; Araneae; Eresidae. The record is from RefSeq and is a predicted model, not a curated record.
ACGUGCGGGAUGGUGGAAAGAAUCACAAGAGGAUACUGAGUGAGUCAACAUGAGAUUGCGUCAAGAGCAGAAUUCUAAAGCAUCAUGCGGUUGUAGUCAUGGGUAGAGAGCGAUUAUCUUUUCCUUUCAUCUUGGUGCUCAGUCUUGGUGCUUUCUUAUUAUUGCAGCAUUUCGCUUAUAGUAAAGAAUUCCGUCGAAAAGUGACUUGCUACAAUGAUAUCUUCCAUCUGGAUUGUGGAAAUGAUAGCUUCGUAGCAGUCCAUGAAGCAUAUUUCACAGCCGAACUUCAAACAAACCAAACCUGCCUCCCUCCACCCAGAGAGCACGAUGAGUAUAUCGAAGAUGAGGAUGUGGACACGGAACCAACUAACAACUCCUCUUGUUACGAAGAUAUAAGAGUUCUACUUAACAGAAAGUGCUCUGGCUUAAAGAACUGUAACUAUAGCUACUCGGAUGAGACCGAAAAGAAAUGUUCGAAUCCAGAAGGAUCGUACGUAGUCCGCUACGACUGCGUUAAAGGCUCCACCGUGAAAAAAUUUUGCAAUACAAAGCUACAUGAAAGGGAAGGCUAUAUCAUCUCCCCUGGUUACCCCCAGUACUAUCCUGAGUUGGAUGUGUGUUUCUGGAACUUAACGGCCGCGGAAGGUCAGACAAUACUUUUGAAAAUUCUUCAUCUCCAUUUAAGUCCAGCAACGGAAAUACGUCCCACGGAAUCGGACAUAGAGUUGUACGGAGUCCUUGGCCAGCUCAUCGCAGAGCCGAUCAUAAGAUGUGACGAUGAUUCAUUGACAGUAUUAGAAGGAAACGUGAAGCGGUUAUCUCUCUGUGGUGAAGCUAUUGAAGCGUUGCAAACCCUUGAAGCAGAUGCCAGUAAUGGCCUUACCCUGAGUUUCAAGUCUGUGGCUUUCCGGCCUGCGAGCGGAUUUCUGGUGUACUUUAAAAUUCAGGGUUGUCCAGAUCUUCACAGUACAGAGGGAAGUUAUCUCCUGGAACGUAACGGUAGUGCAGCUAUUUAUGCUUGCAGCGGUAACCAAGUUUUCAACGAUACACAGGAAAACACCCGCUUUCUAAGUUGUGUUAGAGAUCACCACUGGAAUGAUACUCUGGCGCCAUGCACAACUUUAGAAGAAACAACUACCACAACUUUGGCUCCAAAUAAAAGUCAGGAAGUGGCAUUUGAAUAUGUUAACGCCACCUCUACCAAAAAGCCCAUAAUGCCAUCUGGACCAGCAUAUUUAGAAGAUAUUAUAAUACCCUCAAUAUUGAUCGGUGUCCUUAUCAUAGGAAAUGCUAUAAUAAUUGUUAUCAUCCUUAUGUUGAGAAGCAGGCAGAAAGAUGAAGAUGAGGAAGUUGAACAACUGAGUCAAGCAAAUCCCAGCCCCUAGUUCCCCAAGCUAUACAGGGUGUUUAGAGCUUCUCUUAUAGCCAUAGAGUGUUGCCAAGUCAUGUAUAUUAAAAUCUUCUGCGAUAUCUUACAAAUUUAAACUUCAUAUAUAAAAUGUUUUACACGUUAGAUCGCUGAUAUGACAUAAGAAAAAGAAAGUAUGGUGUCUCAGUCAAAACCUUUUGAGUGUUUUAGACUUUUAUGUGUAGUCCAAAAAAAAGGUUUUUGAAUGUCACAAUAUAUGUUUUUGUGAUACUACAAUUAUAUUUCAUGUUGAUAAAUCCUGGGCAUUCAGAAACAUAUAUUUCUAUACCAAAUAUUUUCACUGUGCCAUUGAACCAAAGGUUGUUUCAGGCUUGGCAAAAAAAAAAAAAAAAAAAAAAAAAAAAAAAUAGUCUUUUAGUGUGUUCCUACAGGAGAUGCAUAUUUUCGUUUUAUCAUUCAGCAAAGUUUUGCAUAUCUUUUCGAAUAUUGUUUGUCAUUGUAUAUUUCAUCAUUUCAUAUACAUUUAGAAGGGGGCCCAAGAUCAUCAUUUAAUAUUUGCAUUAAAAUAUUUUUCUGAAUUGAACCUUAUUUUGCUCUUCCUGUGGCAACAAAAAUUAACGUAUAGAAUACAUUAAUUUUGUUGCCACUAAAAAUUAAGGUAUAGAAAAAUCUGUAUUCCCUAAAAAAUCUUUAAUAGUUAUCUAAAUGUAUUAUUGUUACAAAGAAAGUCAUUAAAAAAGCUCCUUAUUCUUCUACAUGUGAAUGAUUAUAAAAAUAAUGUAUAAAAUGAUAGUCAUGUAUAAUAAGUAGUAGAAAGUGUUGAAUUCUGGGAGAAGACACACACUAGGAUUAUUUAUUACAUUUGAAAUACUUAUGGAGAAUUUUAAAAAUUUUUGUUGUACUGUAAGAAUUUUAGAUGCACUUUUUAACAGGAAAAGUUAAACAAGUGAAAUCUAUAUUCCAGAUGGGACUUUUGAAACCACCUUAAUGUUCAAUUUCAGUUAUGUUUUAAAAUCUACAUGACUUGAAAAUGAUCACAUUUAUUAUAUACUGUAUACCUAAAAGCAAAAUAAUUUUUCCAAUAUUUGCAAAUUCCACAGAAAUAAUUUUAAAAUUAUGAAAAAUGUUUUUCUUGUUAAAGAGUACUUUGGAUACUUAAAUUUCUAACACAGCAAGGAUUUUUAAACUAAAUUUUAAAAUUGGAAAUUUUAAAAAAAUUUUAAAAAUCUUCCUACAGCUUAAAAUGGAAUAAAUAUGAAAUCUUAUUGUUCAACAUUUAAAACUGUACUGUUUAGAUAUUCCUUUGAAUAAUAAAAAUUUCUUGAAAAAAAUAUUCAAAAUAUACUGACACGUAGUAAGAGUUUUGACUACAAUAACAGUGGCAAAAUGUUCCAAAACACGGUGCAUCUAAUGCUUCUUUUAUUACAUAUACUUAAGAAAUGAAAUAGAUUUUGUAUAACAACUUUGCUCUUGUUAAAGACAGAGUGCUAUUUGUGUGAAGAUUGAGCUAUUAUAAAUCCAUUUGUUUUGGAAUGUAAACAUCACCAGACAAAGUCUAAUGAAGAAGAUUUGUUAAUGAAGUCUAA